UGGUGCUACCAGCCUUGCCACUUGCAGUCUUGACAGGCAGAGGUUGGGGACCACCGUCUAGCCUUGCACCGAUCGGGAGCCACAGGUUGCAGAGGCAAGGAGUCGUGCCCAUGACCGUGACUCUGUGAGGCUGGCUGCCGGCGCGCGGUGGUUGCUGGCGGGUCCCCGGAGCUCGGGAAGACCGGAGCGGGCCCCGAAACCUGACACCAGAGCCCUCGCUGCCCCCGCUCCGCGGGCUGGCCCGCCAAGAUCAUCACUAUGACUGAUGGAGACUAUGAUUAUCUGAUUAAACUCCUGGCCCUUGGAGACUCAGGAGUAGGGAAGACAACAUUUCUCUAUAGAUACACGGACAAUAAAUUCAAUCCCAAAUUCAUCACCACAGUAGGAAUAGAUUUUCGGGAAAAACGUGUGGUUUAUGACACACAAGGAGCAGAUGGAGCCUCAGGAAAAGCGUUUAAGGUACAUCUGCAGCUUUGGGACACUGCUGGACAAGAGCGGUUCCGGAGCCUCACCACUGCCUUCUUCAGAGAUGCCAUGGGCUUCUUACUGAUGUUUGACCUCACCAGUCAACAGAGUUUCUUGAAUGUCAGAAACUGGAUGAGUCAACUGCAGGCAAAUGCUUACUGUGAAAACCCAGACAUAGUAUUAAUUGGCAACAAGGCAGAUCUGCCAGACCAAAGGGAAGUCAAUGAACGGCAAGCACGGGAGCUGGCUGAAAAAUAUGGCAUACCAUACUUCGAAACAAGCGCAGCGACAGGACAGAAUGUAGAGAAGUCAGUGGAAACGCUUCUGGACUUAAUCAUGAAGAGAAUGGAAAAGUGUGUAGAGAAGACACAGGUUCCGGACACUGUCAAUGGUGGAAGUUCUGGAAAGCUGGACGGGGAAAAGCCAGCAGAAAAGAAAUGUGCCUGCUAGACACUCAGAGGAACCAGUGAUGGCGAGCCCACCCGAGUCUGACGUCCUGAGGCAAUGUCAAACCACGACGUUGUUGUUGAACAGUAGCUCAUGAGCAAUGGCAUGUCUUUCUCCCCUGACCCCAAUCUAUUUUAAUAAAGCAGAGUAGUCAUAGUGUUAAAAGAACUGUACUGUUACCCUGAGUCCCUAACAAACAAAAAAGCAAAGAAACAAAAAUCAAAGUUGUCCUAAGGCGAUCUCACUAUUGUGAAUGCUCAGUUGUAUUUUUAUAAGGUUGUGUAUAUGGGAAACAAAAAGUAUCGGAGAGUUUUAAAUGAAAGCACAUAUUACUGCCAGCCUGGAGAGAGGAAGAGGCUAACUAAAGGGAGGAUAUAAAAGGAUGAUUUCUGUUUUCAUCUACUUGUGUAGAGUAUGACUCACACUUCUAUAUUUGCACUGGGGAAGACAUAUUCCUAAAAAUGGAUACAUAACAAAGAAUUCUCUGUGACUUUUUAAGAAUGACUGUCUGCCCAGUAACCUGUUCUGAGUUACUGGUAAAGUCGUGGGUGGGUGAAUGGCAGGCUUCUGUAGGAACUUGUGUAAUUAUGCCAUUUUUAUAUUCCUAAUAAAUGGUAGAGAGACAAGAAUAGGACUUUGGAUGGAAAGGUAUGAAGGAAAUUCCCUGGCAGAAAAUGAAACAUGGGAAUAUGGUGCUUGAACAAGUUAGAUAAACUGGAUCUUUGAGAUAAGUAUGAGAGACAGAGUUACUUAGGCAAAUGUCACUGAAACAGAUUAGAAGCUAGUAUCACCAGUUGGAAUUGGCAAUGCCUUCAGAGGCUCCUAGUCAAAUGAUCCAAACCUUUAACAUCGUUUCUGAUGGUACCCUAGUUCACAUUUUAUUUUUAUUUUUAAAUCAAAUCCUUAGAAAGAGUCACAAGAAAAAAAAUAAAGCAUUUUUAUUGUAUAUAACUUAUAAGUGAAAUAAAGAAAAUGUAAGAUUUAGUCUUAUAGUUUCUAAAUAUAUGAUUUAUUGUUGAGAGAAAACAGGGUGAUUAUUAAUUAUGGGUUUAAUUCAUUUUAGGAAAGCACUAGAAAUUCUAAAUUUACUUUUCCCCUAGACCACACUUAUGCCUGCCUUGAAGCCAUUACAGAAAUGAAGGUGUGUUCAUGGGUCAAUAACAGCAAAGUAAUUAUGGACCAAUAACUAUGGUCACCCUGAAACUUUCAUGCCAUCAAUCACCAAAAAUUGAUACCACAUUCUUUAUUAUCGCGUUUUUUUACUUCGCCAGGAAGAAGUAUAGCUAUAGUUGAGGUGUACUCAAGAAAUUAGCAAGAAUGGAUUUGUGUUUCAACUCAGCAGAACUAUAGCCAAUGUUUUGUUUUGUUUUCCUGAACGCUAUCUUUUCUUUUUUCUUCUAGAAUUAAUCACAGGUCUUCUUACCAUUGUGAAAACUCAUGUUGUAUUACUUUUUAUUAAUUGUAAUUUGGGAUACAUAUAAACCAAUUUUAUCAGAUAAUAUUUAAAAUUGUCAAUCAGUUUAACCAAUAAGAAAGCCAAUAAUAUACUGUUAAGAAAGACAAA
Mus pahari (shrew mouse) is the source of this 2476-nucleotide messenger RNA. RefSeq names its product RAB27B, member RAS oncogene family (gene Rab27b). The transcript has 6 exons. The coding region runs from base 259 to 915 and encodes 218 amino acids. NCBI's taxonomy places the organism in Eukaryota, Metazoa, Chordata, Mammalia, Rodentia, Muridae. The record is from RefSeq and is a predicted model, not a curated record. Gene Ontology annotation, biological process: melanosome transport; positive regulation of exocytosis. Gene Ontology annotation, molecular function: GTPase activity; GTP binding. Gene Ontology annotation, cellular component: melanosome; secretory granule.